Messenger RNA from Coccinella septempunctata (seven-spotted ladybird), 589 nucleotides. Its product is annotated as general odorant-binding protein 56d-like. NCBI's taxonomy places the organism in Eukaryota, Metazoa, Arthropoda, Insecta, Coleoptera, Coccinellidae. The transcript is spliced from 2 exons. Gene Ontology annotation, biological process: sensory perception of smell. The record is from RefSeq and is a predicted model, not a curated record. Gene Ontology annotation, molecular function: odorant binding. The coding region runs from base 107 to 517 and encodes 136 amino acids.
UUAUUCAGUUCUACCUACAUAAAUAUGAUUCAAAAUCAGGAAAAAUGUCUUAUUUCAGUGGGAACAUCUGAAGUUGUUUCAAUACUUCUCCGCCUACAGUGCUAUAAUGAAAUCCUACUUGAUUUUAUCUGUACUGUGUUUUGUGAGUGCAUCGGCGUUAACGUUAACCCAGGAAUUCGAAUCGGCCAGAAGGGCCAACCAUGAAGCAUGUUCGAAAAUCAGCCAUGUGAACCAAGAAACCAUCAAGAAAAUGGAGUCUGGUGUCUUCGAUGAUACCAAUCCCGACAUAAGAAAGCAUAUCUUUUGCUACACCCAGAAAGUGGGAUUCAUAAACGACAAAGCCGAAUUACAAAAAGAUGUCAUCAGGAGGAAAAUGUCUCAACAAGUGAAAAACCUGGAUCUCGUUGACAAGGUCAUUCAAAUGUGUACUUUUCCCUUAGAGGGGGAUAAAAACUUGUGGGCUUGUAAAACACUUGCCUGCUACUAUAAGAGUGCACCAGGUGUGAUUAUUCUGUGAUAUCAGUUUUCGCAUAUUUGUAGUUAUUUUUAUGAAAAUUAUAACAAUAAUAAAAAUAUCUUGAUCUGUUUA